This is a messenger RNA of Exophiala spinifera, 552 nucleotides long. RefSeq lists its product as uncharacterized. The transcript has 2 exons. The record is from RefSeq and is a predicted model, not a curated record. Lineage: Eukaryota; Fungi; Ascomycota; Eurotiomycetes; Chaetothyriales; Herpotrichiellaceae. The coding region runs from base 1 to 552 and encodes 183 amino acids.
AUGUCGCAAUCUGCGCCUAGUGUACCGUCUGUCGUCGUGAAUUCCCAAACCAGCAGGCAGCAAGUCCCACUCAGAGACUACCUCAAUGCGCGUGUUGCGCCCUUCUUGAAGAAAGCCAUCACUGAAAGUCUGGGCGUUGAAGCAGAGUUUCCACUGCAAUGGCUGGGAGAAUGCCUCAUCCAUCAAUCGAUCCUGUAUGAGGGGAAUCCUGACCGAACAAACAUUCGCGAGCGCUUCCAGUACAAAUUCGAAGACCCACAACCUCCAGAGCAGUCUGCCCAGGCCCAGGCCCAGCAAGAGCCACCCCAAGCGCCUCCGGAAUCUGUGCCAGAGGCAGCUCAGCCGGAGGUGCCUCCUCAAGCGCAAUCAGAGGCUACGAUGACCGAGGACGUUCCCAUCGCCGGACAGGAGGCUUCAACCGUAUCGGAAGUACCCACGGAACCUACGAUCUCAACAGCGGAGGCUCCUGUCGUGAAUGGAACCUCAGGGCUAGACACUGCGACCCCAGGAGACCCAAAAGAUGAUGAUACAGAGAUGGGAGGAACAUCAUGA